AGGCCCUGCACUCCACCGUUUACCGUAACUGUCCUCGGUGCAUGGAGUGAUCUGCUCUGCCCAAUUCGGCGGCGCGCGGGGGUGGGAAGGCGGGCUCGGUUCGGUCGUGCGACCCGUCCUCUUCGCCGGCGCCAUCAGCACGAACGACGCGGCAUUCCGCGGCGCCUCGCACCACCUCACAGAAUCAUUCCGCGGCGCCUCGCACCACCUCACAGAGUCCUUCCGCGGCGUCUCGCACCACCUCACAGAACUGGAGCUGGCGAGCGACGGCCCCAUCGUGAACCUGUCCCCUGAGGCUCGCCAGAAGAAGCACGCCGAGCAGUUCGAGAAGGAGUUCGAGGUGGAGAUCAGCAUGACCCGGGCGCAUGAGACCGGCCUCAAGCUGGGCCUAGUGUUGGCCUGGCUGAACGUCUGGGAGCCCGUUUUCGUCGACACGGUCCAGUCAAAUUGAGCCUCGUCGAGGAAUGGAACGUCGCGCAUCCAGACAAGGCGAUCCACCCUCGCGAUCAGAUAGUGAAAGUCAACGAUAUCAGUUUUCACCACAGUGCGGAAACGUUCCUGGAGCAUCUGAGAGGGCAGUUCUUAGCGGGGCGUAAAUUGGUACCUGGGGCAAAGAAUGUAUUGACAUUAUUGGUGCAGAGGCCGAAGACGCAGAGAGAACGCCGUUUUGCCGACCAGCGUGAUGACUUGCACCGUCAAUUGUACAGCAAGGAAUUCACGGUCGAGCUUGACGUACCUAAGAACGAGACGUCAUUGAAGACGAUGGACAAAGUGCUUGGAUGGGAGCUAAAGUCUUCUGUCGAUUGGGAGCCAGUGACCAUCAACAAUAUAUUGAAGGGAGGUAUUGUGGAACAGUGGAACACAAACAACCCAGAAAAAAUGAUUUUGGUGGGAGAUGAGCUUCUCCAUGUCAACAAGAGGCACUGGCUGCGAAACUCCACCGUCUUCCUGAGCCACCUCAAGUUCAACUACGAGCACCGCGACCGCCUCGACGGCACCUUCUCCAUCGGGCUGCGGCGGCCCCGCCCGGUCCAGGAAAGAAGUGAUAGGUCUUCGGCGCGCGAUGCCCUGUACAAGCAGACCUACAGCAGGGAGUUCACAGCCGCCUUUCAGCUUCCCGAGGACGAUACGUCAGACAAAACAAUGGAUGACACCAUGGGGUGGCAGCUGAAUGUCACAAAGAACUGGGAGCCCGUGACGAUCAGCAAGGUCAUGCCCGGUGGCGCACUGGCCCGAUGGAACGAGGCCCACCCCGAGGACGCAAUAGUGGAGGGCGACGAAAUCCUUCACGUCAACAAGAGGCACUGGGUGCGCAACUCCACGCUCUUCCUGUCACACAUGAGGUACAACUACGAGCACCGCCGCAACCUGACGGCCAACGGCACCCUCUCCCUCGGUCUGCGCAGGCCCCGCCUCGUCGAGGAGGCCCAUGAGCAGGCCCUCCGGCUGUCCAACGUCUCCCAGAAGAUCGAGCUCGCGCUGGGCUACUGGAACGUCUUCUUCCCCGACGAGCCCAUCAACAUCUCCAACAGGCGCAUGGGCGACGCCGUGCAGUCCCUGCUCCUCUCGCGGGUCGCGGGCGCCGAGGACGAGGCGCCAGCGGCCGCCGCGAACGACUCCUCCGCCGUGGCCGCGGGGGACGCCCCGAGCCCUGCGAACGGCACCGAUGACGACUCAGACGUCAUCGGCGCCAGCGAAGAUGCCAGCGAAGACGAGGAUCAAGAUCCAUGACUGAGUGCCCGGGGCGGUGCCUCGAGCAUCGAGGUUCGAAGUUAUGUGUAUAGAUCGUAAUUGAUUAUAUCUAUACGGCUCGGGAAUGCCUCGGGCCUCCGGAGAUAUUUUCUGAGCCUUCUCCGAAGACACGGUGCCUGCGCCCUCACGCAGGGCUGCGCGACAGGCUUCCGGGUGGCCUGUCGCCUCGGAGCCCUCUGCAGACGGCUUGCUGCUCCUCCUCGCUGCCCCCCCCCCUUGGGCUCGCUGCCGGAGGUCGGGGCGCCCGUGUGGCGGCCUGGCCGUGGCCCCCCCGGGGGGGCCUCCGCAGAGGUCUCGCGAGGACGUGCACCAGCCGAGCGUCGCCCCGACGUCUGGGCCCGGCGAGGUCCCCGCGCCCGCGGCGGCGGCGGGGCUCGGUUCGAUGCCUCCAGGUCGCUUCGGUGCCGCUUAAACCCAGACCUCCCCGCGCUGCGAGAAGAAGCACCACGGGAGGUCUCUUGCUGCG
This is a messenger RNA of Prorocentrum cordatum, 2218 nucleotides long. The record is from the annotation of a GenBank genome assembly. Lineage: Eukaryota; Dinophyceae; Prorocentrales; Prorocentraceae.